AUGGGGCAAGAUAUCAAAGUUCAAUUAUCUUUUGAGGAAUUGCAAGGGGAGAAAUUGAACGCAGAAUUUCUCAGCUAUAAAGAGGUUGAACAUAUCAGCUCUGCUUCGAAAAUGCUUCGUCACGGUUAUGGGGGAUUGAGGAUUGAAUCACUUCGUAGUUUUGAGGAUGGUCAGCUGCUAAGGACAGCGUCACAGCUCCAGCAAGCUCAAUGCGCCUUUGGCAACCUAAGAUCGCAACUCGAGCAUGAUAAGGACCACGUAACUUUUGCAGAGAAGGUCUCGCAAGAUCAGCAAUCUGAAAAUGCACGUGAGAAGACACUGUCCAGGCACCAUAUCAAGUCGUCUGCAGAGUUUUUCAUGCACUACAUUACGCCGAUUGCUACUGAGACGCCGUUUUGGAACUCAUUUAGCGAGUCAAUUGUAACCCUUGGGGGGGAGGGUAGGCAGUUGGCGCUAACCAUAACUAAGCACCACGGUCACUGGUCACCACAGCCUCGUCCUCCGGCCCCGACUUCAAAUCCAACACAGCCUGAGAUCAGCGCAUGCACAAUAGCUGCUGCUAGCUUGGCUAAGCUUUUUGCCCCGCGCUGCAGCGUCGGAGUGUGCAAGUCGCGGGUUCGAUCAGGAUUGCGAGCAUUGAAUCUCUCCCUCUCUCUCUUCCCCAUGGCGAUGGCUUCUUCGGCGUCGUCGUUGUCAAUUCCGUUGAAGCCAAGUGAGGCAUUUGGAGUGAAGGGAUCCCUCCGAGAUGGGGUUCAUUUCGUGGAGGGGUAUACUUUCAUUUACGUUGCCAGCCAUUGUGUAAUCGAGAAGAACAUACGAGAUUUGAGAGCGCAGGGGCGCUUCCUUACAGGCUCUCCGAGCAUGUGUGGCAUCUCCGCCAUUGUUGUCAGCCCUGAUGACCGAACCCUGGCGGUUGCCGAGAUUGCGAAGCUGCAGGACGUGAAUAGUAGUUAUAGCAGCAGCAGCGUGGCGGCCGCGAGUCCUGUGAUUAGUGUUUACAGUGCUGCAAAGCUCUCGAAAAAGCAGUCUCUGAUUAGUGCUUCGGCCGGAUCGCACGAGUACAUUUCGUUGUCGUAUACUUGUGAUGGGAAGCACCUCGCUGCUUUGGGUGGGCCGCCGGAGUGGCUGUUGCAGCUGUGGCAUGUUAGGAAAACCAAAGUGCUGUGUUCUAUUAAGACUGUUACCUUAAACUCAACAGGAGCUUAUCAGGUACGAUGCUGUCCAGUGGACAAGAAUUGGUUUACAGUGUGUGGAGAUGGCUUUGCGAAGACGUACAAGAUGGUGGACACCGACUUGCGGCAGGUGUCCACAGAUUAUACGAACCAGGAGGGACGGAAAGUAUUCUGUCAUUCUUGGAUUCCACGAUCUGCCGUAAAAUCAGCUGAGGAUGAGGAAACCAAAGCCAAGGGUGGGAAAGGAUUAAACGGCAAGAUCACGGUCGUUAAGAAAGCAAAUAAAGAGAUGAAGCUAAAAGGCAAUGAGGUGGUGAAAUGUGGUUGCGUGUACGCUCUUGAUUCCGGGGAGCUUUUGUAUGUAAACCAUGGGGAGGUGAUCGCAAAAAUACCUAUGCAAGAGUCGGGAGAUGAAGUAUGCAUUGUCCAGACUAUUUUACCAUAUUCGAAAGGUUUUAUAUGUGGCGAAAAUGGAAAAGUUUCAGUUUAUGACUACGAUAAGGAUCAUAAAACCUACAAGAAAGUUCGGUCUAUUAAAGUGGAGGAGACCAACGCUCGCGUUCAUGGAUUAGCCUUGUCGUCUGAGGAGGAUGUGUUGAUAUGUUUGCUAUCCACCAACCGUCUCAUCCACCUUUGUUUUGACGAGAUUGAUACGAUGUCAGCUGAUACGGUCUCGAAGAAAGUCCAAGCACAGUCGUAUCAUCAAGCGUUCAUAACAGGCAUGGACACAUGUCUGCUCAAACCAUUUGUGGUUACAUGCAGCAAGGACAACAGUGUGCGUGUGUGGAACUUUGAAGAUCGCUCUUGCGAGAUUUUGAAGUUUUUCCCAUCAGAAGCGUUAUCUGUUUCCAUACAUCCAAAUGGUUUGUAUCUGUUGGUUGGAUGUAUGGACUGUUUGCAUCUGUUGAACAUGGUCAUUGAUGAUUUGAGUUUAUGGAAAGAAUUCCCAUCUGUGAAAGGGUGCACGGACUGCGCCUUCAGCCGCGGUGGACAAUGUUUCGCAGCUGCUACUGGCAACGUCAUUCAUGUAAUCUCGACUUAUACCGGUCAAAUCAUUGGUCAUUUGCGGGGUCACACAAACAAGGUGCGAAGCAUUUGGUGGGCAUAUGAUGACUUCAGCAUAGUGACUUCGGGAAUGGAUGGGGCCAUCUAUGAAUGGUCGCUAAAGACAUGGGAGCGAAGCCGUGAGUAUGUCACUGAAGGUUGCCCACAAACGUGUGCGAUUGGGACCAAAAGCUCGAAUCGCUUUUUCAGCACCACUUCAAAUUGUAAACUUCGGGAGCUGGAUAGUGUGGAAGUUUUCCAUACUAUUGAAAGCAAUGUAAACCUCACCCAGAUUGUUCAAUUCGUAGAAGGUUCCGUGUUGUUCGUGGGCACGGAACAUGGAGCCAUUCGAGCUUAUGAUUAUCCUCUCACAGGCAUGCUUCUUCUAGUCCUCAUAGUACUGUUGCGUGACAUUGAUUUGGCAACUACAUACGUAAAUCUGGAAUCUGAUAAUUACCUGGUCUUCAAUUAUACUAAACAGGAUUGA
Molecule: messenger RNA, 2703 nt
Organism: Physcomitrium patens
Lineage: Eukaryota; Viridiplantae; Streptophyta; Bryopsida; Funariales; Funariaceae
Source: RefSeq, a predicted model, not a curated record